Alligator sinensis (Chinese alligator) is the source of this 1317-nucleotide messenger RNA. It is a transcript of the gene PHF23, whose product is annotated as PHD finger protein 23. The record is from RefSeq and is a predicted model, not a curated record. Gene Ontology annotation, biological process: negative regulation of autophagosome maturation; negative regulation of autophagosome assembly; positive regulation of protein ubiquitination. The transcript has 3 exons. The coding region runs from base 338 to 1069 and encodes 243 amino acids. NCBI's taxonomy places the organism in Eukaryota, Metazoa, Chordata, Crocodylia, Alligatoridae.
CCUAGACGGGGGGGAGAAGGGGAGGGGAGAGGCUCGGCACUGACCCCCUGUAUCCCAUCAGCCCCCGGAGAAGCGGCGCCGAACCAUCGAGGACUUCAACAAGUUCUGCAGCUUCGUUUUGGCCUAUGCCGGCUACAUCCCCCCCGCCAAGGAGGAGAAUGAGUGGCCAGCGUCGGGCUCGAACUCGCCACUGCGGCCCGAGAGCACGGCAGACAGCGACGGCUGGGAGUCGGCCCACUCGGACCUGCACACCAUCGAGACCUUCGUCAAGAAGGCCAAGUCGUCCAAGAAGAAGGCCUUCCGGCGCCUCAAGUCCGACAGCUCCCUGCUGGAGAAGAUGAAACUCAAGGACUCUCUCUUUGACAUGGAGCCACCGGGCACCAAGACUCCACUGGGGCCCACCGCCAAAGGGACAGCAGGUGGUGGCAACAUGGCGGCCAGCGCCCACAUGGCCGACAAGAAGAAGGACAAGCGGAGCCGGCGGGCGGGGGCGGGCACCGAGGGCCCCAAGCGGGGCCGGGGGGACCCGGCAGGGGAAAAACGGGCCCGCAUUAAAAAGAGCAAGAAGCGGAAGUUGAAAAAGGCAGAGAAGAAGGCCAAGGCCUCCCUCAGCGACACGGACUCGGAGGAGGACGAGGAUGAGGAGGAUGAGGAUGAGGAGGCGGUGGCCAUGGCAGGGGCCCCUGAGGCAGGAGUGGGGCCUCCAGGGGGCCGGGGCGGGGCAGGCUCCCCUGCCAAGCUGGGGGGUGCUGGGGAGGGCAAAGAGUGCGCCAGCACCGAGACAAGCCAGGACGGCGACGCCAGCUCCAGCGAGGGCGAGCUGCGGGUCAUGGAUGAGGACAUCAUGGUGGAGUCAGGUGACGACUCAUGGGACCUGAUCACGUGCUACUGUCAGAAGCCCUUUGCCGGGAGGCCCAUGAUCGAGUGUAGCUGCUGUGCCACCUGGAUCCACCUCUCCUGCGCCAAGAUCAAGAAGACCAACGUCCCGGACAUCUUCUUCUGCCAGAAGUGCAAAGAGGGUGCCCGCAAGCCCCCCCCCCAGCCCCCCCGGGGCAGUGCUGAGGCCUAGGGGACGACCCCCCCAUCACCUCAACUGCCCUGGACUCCUUCCCCACCGCCCCAGGCCAGAGAUUGGGGGUCUGCUCCCCUGCAGCACAGAGGUGUGGAGGAUUGACACCCCCCCCCCCCCCAACAUGGACAGCCCUGGGGGGGGUGGAUUUGAUACCGCUGCUUUUCUCCCUUGGAAGUUGGGGGGGCUUUUGAUACCCCCCAAUGUGUAAAGUCGGGUUGUAAAUACAAAAAGGGGGUUGUUGUUUU